AUGUUUCAGAAAUGUCUUUUAGUUUCACUUCUUGUUCGCCUUUUCGCAUUUUUCCACUUGAAGUUUAUCAAAAACUGUCGGAAACAGAGUUGUACCGCUUUCUUGCAGAAUGUUCUCAAUAUCGAGGCGGUUACUCAACAAAAAUUGGAAAUUUCUGCCAAAUCGAGAGCGGAUAGUGUACAAAAAUAAGAAAGAGGCGUUUUUUGAUUUUAUCAAAGUAUCCGGAGCCAAUCUUAUAUGGCAACUCGGCCUCGCAGUGAUAGUUCUGUAAGAUUUAAAUCACGCUCGCAAAACGUUUUACAAUGAGCUUUAGAGAAUUUGCAUUUCCUACACCUGAUAUUGUGUACGACCUGAAAAGAAUGUUGUCUCCCGACUUUGAUCUUUUCUGCAAAACCGGUAAUCUCGUGGAUUUCGAGUUGGACUUUGAAAAUAAGCUGAGAUCGAUUCGAAGGGAAGAAGUGCGAAGUCUGGAGCAGUACACGAAUGCAAAAAGCCCAGAAGCUAAAUUUGGCGGCGUUGUUUAA
Messenger RNA from Caenorhabditis sp. 36 PRJEB53466, 524 nucleotides. Lineage: Eukaryota; Metazoa; Nematoda; Chromadorea; Rhabditida; Rhabditidae. The record is from the annotation of a GenBank genome assembly.